Orycteropus afer afer is the source of this 361-nucleotide messenger RNA. NCBI's taxonomy places the organism in Eukaryota, Metazoa, Chordata, Mammalia, Tubulidentata, Orycteropodidae. The record is from RefSeq and is a predicted model, not a curated record.
AUGCCUCUGGAGAACAGCUCCGUUCAGCAGAUGGUGUUCCUGCUCCUCUCCAACCUCGCCUUGUCUCAUGACUGCAGAGGGGCCAUUCAGAAGAGCAACUUCUUACAGAACUUUCUGUGUCUGACGUUGCCAAAAGGAGGGAGUAAGCGUCUCAGUCAUCCGGCUGCUCUGUGGUUGAGGUUGCUGCUGAGCCUGUCACUGGGAGAGGAUGGGCAACAGAUGAUCCUGCGGCUCGACGGUGGCCUGGACUUACUGGCGGAGAUGAGCCAAUUCAGGCUCAAGAGCAGCCCCUCUGUAGCGCUCCUGAUCGUCCACAACCUGUGCUUCAGCCCUGCCAGCAAGCCCAGGAUUCUGGCUCACG